This is a messenger RNA of Etheostoma cragini (Arkansas darter), 272 nucleotides long. RefSeq names its product disintegrin and metalloproteinase domain-containing protein 19-like. The annotation marks the transcript as partial. Gene Ontology annotation, biological process: innate immune response; integrin-mediated signaling pathway. Lineage: Eukaryota; Metazoa; Chordata; Actinopteri; Perciformes; Percidae. Gene Ontology annotation, molecular function: integrin binding; metallopeptidase activity. The transcript has 2 exons. The record is from RefSeq and is a predicted model, not a curated record.
GGUUCAUGCCGGGGCAGCAGUUCAGCAGCUGCAGCGCUGCAGACCUGUCCAUCAGCCUGCUGCAUGGGGGGGGCAUGUGUCUCUUCAACGUCCCCCAGCCAGACCGCCUGCUGGGGGGGCCGCGCUGCGGGAACCUGUACGUGGAGAAGGGGGAGGAGUGUGACUGUGGCCUGCUGGAGGAGUGUGAGGACCCGUGCUGUAACGCCUCCUCCUGUCUGCUGCUUCCUGGAGCUCAGUGUUCAUCUGAUGGGAUCUGCUGUCACAACUGCAAG